Camellia sinensis is the source of this 2479-nucleotide messenger RNA. RefSeq lists its product as uncharacterized. Lineage: Eukaryota; Viridiplantae; Streptophyta; Magnoliopsida; Ericales; Theaceae. Gene Ontology annotation, biological process: spindle assembly. Gene Ontology annotation, molecular function: microtubule binding. Gene Ontology annotation, cellular component: cytoplasm; nuclear microtubule. The record is from RefSeq and is a predicted model, not a curated record.
UGUUUUCCAUAUCUUCUAUCGACCUACCUCAGACAAAUCAGCGUCUAGAGUUUCUCAGCCAUCGCAGAUUGGAGGAGUUCGAUUGAAGAUUCCGCGAAAACUUGUAUAAUCUUUAAUAUUUUGGUUGUUGGUUUAUAGCAGAGUAAAUUUGGAUUUGGGGCUUGCUUCUGAAUCGCUUGGCUUAUUUUGGGGAAAAAUGAACGACGCGAUCGCUCAAGUUCACCCACCGACGUGUGGAGAGCGGCCUGCUGCGGAGGCGGUGGACGCCCUUUCCCCAGCGGUUCCUCCUGCUCCUCCUCCUCCUCUGUCUCAUCGGCGACCCAGAGUAAGGGAGGUCAGUUCGAGAUUUAUGUCUUCGGUUGUUUCUUCUUCUUCUUCUUCUUCGUCUUCUUCUUCUUCUUCCCCUAGCCUUGGUGAUCAUCAUCAUGCACCGAAAUCACCCCUUUCCAAGUACGUAGUAUCAACUCCAAACCCUCUGGAAGUCCAGUCCAGGCAGCAGCAGCAGCAACAACAUCAACAACACCGCUCCAAGUCUGUGCAGAGGCGACACCAGGACCUGGAACCCUUGUGCCGUGCCGAUGAGAACAUACCUGACACAAUUCGUAGCUUGGAAACUCCACUGGGAUUGGGAUUGCAUACUAGUACUAGUGGUAAAACGGUGAUGAUGUCUGUACAGAGGAAGCAGCGCGCUGCUGUCAAACUGAACAAGGAGAACGGAGGCAGGGCAGGGCAGAAACAGCUAUCAGAAGUCUCCCAAUCCCAAUCAAGAACCCUCAUCAGUGGCAAAUUCUCAGCAAGGGGUGGAAUUGUUACCCCUUCAAGACCUGAUACACCAACUGUAACUGCUGCCACCACCGAUAGAAUGAUUUCAUCAAGGUUCAGGCUCGGGACCCAAAACCUUGCGCGGCCAAGUCCAACCAACAACGCGGUGCCAGUUACAGCAGCCACAAAGCUUUUGCAAUCAAGCGGGAUGUCAAUGUCUGCUCAACCUCCCAAUCCAGAUACUAACAUAAUAAAUGGGGAUACAUCCAAAGAAUCCGCUUCCUUUCCUUUAAACCACCACCACCACCCUUAUACAGUGGGUGGCAAUGACAGUGAUGAGAAAGAUGUUACCCGAGCCCUCGCUAAAAUUCCAACAUCGACUGGUUCAGAUUCAAUUACUACCACUGUUACGUGCACUACUAGUCCUCCAAUAUCAGUCCAAAACAGCAAGGCCCCUCGGUCUAGAAGAUCAACUUCUUCCUUGCCAGAGGUGGAUGCCUUGUCCACCUUAUCCACCACCAGACUGCCGGCAGAAAGAAGUUGCACAGUAGGUGAUGUCAUUGGCUUCGAUUCAUCAAAGUUCUCUCCUUCCCCUUGCUCCCGUUCUCUAAAUUUUCCACUGUCAAGUUGCGAACAAUCCUCCCUCUUGCAUUUGCAUACCCUCAAAGCGGCCAGCGAAAAACCACCAUCGGCUCUCUCCAAACCCUUUGCAAACAACUCUGCAAAGGUUGGUGGAAGCCUUUGUCUGCCUCCACUUCCAUGCUCAAAACUAGGAGCAGCAGAUUCAAGGAGGGGAAGGAAGGUUUUAAGUCAUCAAGAAGAAGUGCAUACUCUGAAAUUGCUUCAUAACCAUCAUCUGCAGUGGAGAUUUGCAAAUGCAAAGGCAGAGGCCUCCAUUCAUGCCCAGAGAUGGGAAACUGAGAGAAAACUUUAUUCUCUUGGAGUUGACAUAUCAAGUCUGCACGAUACUGUGAAAAGGAAUCGCAUUGAACUUGGAUUGUUGAAACAAGCAAAAACUCUAUCCACAAUUAUUGAAGCCCAUAUGCCACAUCUUGAUGAGUGGUCUACUUUGGAGGGGGAGUAUUCAUCUUCUUUGUCAGAAGCAAUUCAUGCUUUGCUCAAUGCCUCAUUACAACUUCCAGUUAGUGGGAAUGUUCAGGCUGAUAUAAGAGAAGUACGGGAGGCUCUGAAUUCAGCAAUCAAAAUGACAGAAACAAUAGGUCUCCACGUCCAAAGCUUCAUGCCAAAGGCUGAAGAAAUGGAUGCUUUGAUUUCAGAACUAGCCAGGGUGAUUGGUGGAGAAAGAGCUUUCGUUGAAGAGUGUGGACUUCUGCUGUUUAAGACCUACACAUCACAGGUGGAAGAAUUGAGCUUGAGGGGCCAUCUAAUUCAGUUACAACAGGGAAACCAUCAUCAACUACAGGAAGAGUGAGAAUUUUUGUCACAGCAAGUUAUGUGCUCUCUCACCUUAAAACUGAAAUUUGGCAAUUGUAAUGUCAUUCACUUGAGGCUAUGAGCUUAAAUAAUAAUUUUGAGGAAUUUAUUUCCAAGGUGUGAAAAGGUUUUCUUAUGCAAUUAAAAAAAAGUAGGUAAUCAGUUUUCCAUGUUCACCUAUCUUAUUUUGAUUUUUGUAAUGCUUGGAAUAAAAGUCCAAACACCUCUUGUUUCUGAUCUAUGUAAUUCUUGGAAUAAAAGUUCACAAGUACGUUAUUCUCAA